Molecule: messenger RNA, 2301 nt
Organism: Neoarius graeffei (lesser salmon catfish)
Lineage: Eukaryota; Metazoa; Chordata; Actinopteri; Siluriformes; Ariidae
Gene: pigc
Product: phosphatidylinositol glycan anchor biosynthesis, class C
Exons: 2
Coding region: 326-1207 (293 amino acids)
Biological process (GO): GPI anchor biosynthetic process
Cellular component (GO): glycosylphosphatidylinositol-N-acetylglucosaminyltransferase (GPI-GnT) complex; membrane
Source: RefSeq, a predicted model, not a curated record
CAAAGGCAUCACUUCCGGGAAUUCCUGGAGCACAAACGAGGCUUGUUCAGUGGCAGAGGACUCGGAGUCGGUCCUGGGAGAGUUUUGAGCGCUGCCUGUAUCGUGUUUACCAGAUUAAUCGUUCAGUAGUUUUCUGAGAUGUGGAUUUCCGGGUUGUCUUGCGUGUAAUCGAGGCUGGUGGUGACGUCAUCAACCUGCGUCGCUUCUAUGAACCGUGAAAGCGUGAUAUAAAACUUGCUCAUCCUGGAUUCCUGUCAUCAUGGCCAAGUAUCAACGGGUUGCACUGUAAAUCUUCAUUAACCCACCGCAGAGAUCAUUUCAGGCAAUGGGAGCAGACAGUGAUGCAGGUGCUACUCCAGCUGUGCCGUGGCGUAAAGUGCUGUAUGAGCGCCAGCCGUUUCCUGACAACUACGUGGACCGCCGCUUCCUAGAAGAGCUUCGACGCAACAUCAGAGUGCAUCAGUACAGCUACUGGGCGGUGGUUCGAGAAGCCGGGCUCGUCUCUCAGCAGCUCUCGUGUGUGGCGCUGUUCCUCACGCUGUGGUCCUAUAUGGAGCAGGGAAAUGUGGGUCCUUCGACGCUGCUUUGGACUGGCCUGGGAUGCUCGGUUCUAGGCUAUAUGCUCUACGAGGCUUUGGGAGGAGGAACCAGCCGAGAACGAACGCGCUGUGCCGACCUGCAGAGCGCUGCCGUGUUCAUGGCCUUCACCUUUGGUUUCUCACCAGUGCUCAAGACGCUGACCGAGUCUGUGAGCACGGAUACGGUGUACGCCAUGUCCGCUGGCAUGCUCAUGGCACACCUGGUGUCUUUCCCCUACACACAGCCGAGCCUGCCGGGCAGCCUUUCACUCAACGCAGCGCUCUUUGCCUCGGUUUGCUUGGCAUCACGCCUCACCGGGACCCUGCACACUUUCGCCAUGCUGAGCUGCGCCCUGCUCAUCUUUGCACUCUGGCCGUGUCUUCUGCAGCGACUGAGGCAGGCGGCUGAGUGGACUUUCCCCUGGGCAGCCGGGAUAGUGUGUGCGUGUGGAGUUGUAAGUGUCGGCACUUUGUGGCCUGCUGGAGCUCUUCUUCUCUGUCUUGCUCUAGUAGUACUAACGCUGGUGUGUCCGCUGCUGCUGGUGCAUCUACAGAGACACAAAGACAACAUCCACGGACCGUGGGACGAGGCUGAGAUCAGAGAGGACCUGUCCCGCUUUCUGAGUUGAUAUGAAUGUGGAUGUCACUGGAUGGCCUUUGUUUAGCCUCUACACAUGUUAAACAUCUGCCAUAAAUAUGUCUUUAAAAGUGUACACUGCCUAUUUUGGGUGCAGAUGCAAAAAGGGCUGCUCAUGUCGCAUGUUUGGCACAUUUACAUUAAAUCUCAGGGAAAGCACUACUUUAGGACUGGACUGCUCGUUUUAUGAAACAACUAGAGCGGCGGCUACAAUUAUCGACAGUCCAUAGUUAUCGACACCUUUUCAGAUUUACCAAUAAAAAAAAACAACAAUUUUACAAAGGUGAGUUUCGGUUACAACAGUUAUUCUUGGUUAAUCAAUCAACCGGAAGAUCCUCCUCGCUCUUUGAUCUGGUCAUCUGAUGACACAGCUCGUUACCUGAGCUGGAAUUUUAAAUUUUUUUUAGCGUGAUCAGCAAUUUGAGGAAAAUCCAGACGUUAUCACAGAUAAGCAUGGUGGAAAGAUCAUGGACAUGUUUUUACUUAUCAAAUUCACCGAUAUUUCAUGAUAUCCUUGUCGAAACCUACUUUGUUUCUGACUCUUUCAGUUGACAAUUGCCAUUUUGUAUCUAAACGCGCGUUUGAGAAGUCAAGUGAGGUGUCGAUAAUAGUGAUCACUUUCACUGGUGUCCAUCAUUAUCGACACCCUGUGGAAUUAAGUGACAUUUACAACUGUUAUGGAUCGAUCUUUGUGUAACAUUAUUGAAGUAGAUGAAGUACUUUUAAAAAAAUAAAAGUGCUGUGAUUUUUAAUAAUUUAUUUUCUGAUUCAUAACAGAAUGGAAUGCUUAGAGUAUUUGCAAUAAAUAGAAUUAGACCAGAAUUAUAUUCCUAGCAUAUUAAAAAAAAAUUAAAUGCUUGAAAUAUUCAGAUUUUUCCGUUCCAUUCAGAAAAUAUUUUUUGCAGUUUGUUGUAAAUAUCUACCACAUAUUACAAUAUCAGUAGACAUUUUAUAUUUUUAGAUGUAAAUUUAAAAUCUCAAUUUAAAAAAAUCAACAUCUCAUCUCAUCUCAUUAUCUCUAGCCGCUUUAUCCUUCUACAGGGUCGCAGGCAAGCUGGAGCCUAUCCCAGCUGACUACGGGCGAAA